GCGAGUCUAGGAGAGGAAAGAGAUGCAGGUACUUGCGCGGAAUCUAGUUCGGAGAGUAUCAAGAACUCAGGUUGUCAGUCGUAAUGCAUAUUCAACCCAAAGGGUCAGAGACAUUGGUCAGCCAACUCCAGCAUCUCAUCCUCAUUUAAUGGCAGAAGGAGAGGUCACACCAGGAAUAAGGAUAGAGGAAUACAUUGGUAGAAGGAAGAAACUUGUGGAGCUUCUCCCUGGGAACAGCUUAGCCAUCAUUUCUUCAGCCCCCGUGAAGAUGAUGACUGACGUUGUUCCAUAUACGUUCAGACAAGAGGCUGAUUAUCUGUAUCUAACUGGUUGCCAGCAACCAGGUGGUGUGGCUGUUUUAAGUGAUGAACGCGGUUUAUGCAUGUUCAUGCCGGAAUCAACUCCUAAGGAUAUUGCUUGGGAAGGAGAAGUUGCUGGAGUUGAUGCAGCGUCCGAGGUCUUCAAGGCAGACCAAGCAUAUCCCAUAAGCAAAUUACCCGAGAUUCUUUCAGACAUGAUAAGACAUUCGUCAAAAGUGUUUCAUAAUGUUCAAACGGCUUCGCAAAGAUACACAAACUUGGAUGAGUUUCAAAAGUCAGCAUCUCUUGGCAAAGUGAAAACUCUUUCAAGUUUAACACAUGAGCUGAGGUUAAUUAAAUCACCUGCAGAACUCAAAUUGAUGAGAGAUUCUGCAUCUAUUGCUUGCCAGGGUCUUCUGAAAACAAUGCUACAUUCAAAAGGGUUUCCUGAUGAAGGCAUUUUAUCAGCCCAAGUUGAAUAUGAGUGCCGGGUAAGAGGUGCUCAGCGAAUGGCAUUUAAUCCUGUAGUCGGUGGUGGCUCAAAUGCUAGUGUUAUUCACUAUUCACGAAAUGAUCAGCGAAUAAAAGAUGGUGAUCUUGUCUUGAUGGACAUGGGUUGUGAGUUACAUGGGUAUGUUAGUGAUCUUACUCGGACAUGGCCACCUUGCGGAAAAUUCAGUUCUCUUCAGGAAGAGCUAUAUGAUCUUAUACUUCAGACAAACAAAGAAUGCAUAAAACAAUGCAAGCCUGGUACAACCAUCCGCCAACUAAACGCAUAUUCGACCGAGUUGCUGUGCGAUGGACUGAUGAAGAUGGGCAUCCUGAAAAGUCGUAGACUGUAUCACCAGCUGAAUCCGACCUCCAUAGGUCACUACCUUGGGAUGGAUGUGCAUGAUUCUUCUGCUGUGGGAUAUGACCGUCCUUUGCAACCUGGUUUUGUGAUUACGAUUGAGCCAGGAGUCUACAUUCCAUCUUCAUUCGACUGCCCUGAAAGAUUCCAAGGGAUUGGGAUAAGGAUCGAGGAUGACGUACUGAUCACUGAGACGGGCUACGAAGUGCUCACAGGGUCAAUGCCUAAGGAGAUCAAACACAUAGAGACAUUGUUGAAUAAUCACUGCCAUGAUAACUCUGCGCGAAGCUUCGCCAGUUUCUCUUCGCAAGGUUAAAGGUUGCAUACGAACUGUAACUCAAGACGAUUGUUUUGAAUUAAACAUCAUUGAUAAUAAUUCAAACAAAAUUUCAAACGUAAACUCAUUUUCCUUGCGUUUGACUCAUAGAAUGUUUCAUAGUGUGUUAAAGAAAUCAUGACAUUGUAA
This is a messenger RNA of Arabidopsis arenosa, 1615 nucleotides long. Lineage: Eukaryota; Viridiplantae; Streptophyta; Magnoliopsida; Brassicales; Brassicaceae. The record is from the annotation of a GenBank genome assembly.